AUGAGCAAGCCAAAGACAGCAGUUCCAAGUCUCUCUCCAAGUAAGGAGAUUAUGGAAUUGAAAUCACUAAAGCGCCAGCGAACUGUUGCGAAAAAUAGUAUAGUGCGCAUAAAAACGGGUCUCCUCGAUAAAACAAUGUCGUUAGAUCCAAUUGAAUUGGAGUGUCGACUGGACAUUUUGAACUCUUAUAGCGAUAAGCUUAUGAAGUGCCAGUCGAAAAUUGAAGAAAUCGACGAGGAAGACAUAGCCCGUGGGGAGUUAGAGGACCUAAUAGUGGAAACUAAGUCCGUUAUAAAAUCUAUUCUGGCGAGAAAUAAAUCGUCAAUAGCCGAAACAUCCUUUGUUGCACCUCACAGCUCGCGACUACCGAAAAUGUUGCUACCGAAAUUUAAAGGGGAAUAUUCAGAAUUUAAAAAUUUUAUGAGUCUGUUCGAGAGUUUGGUGCACAACGAUCCUACAAUCCCAGACAUUGAGAAAUUUAAUCACUUGGUUAACUGUCUGUCUGGUGAAGCUUUGGGAACGCCAUCUGCGCUUUCAUUGCGCACAAUGAUUGAUACAGUGUCGGCUGUUUACGACUCGUUGCUGUCGUUAGGUGACGAGAAAAACAUCACAAACGCUAUCAUAAUUCAUCUGGUAAUGUCAAAAGUCGACACCGUUACUCGGUCAAAGUGGGAGGAACAGUUGGAUUAUGAUAAGCUGCCAUUAUGGCGUGAGUGUGAGGCAGCAUUAAAUAAACGCUACCAACAUUUAUCUGCCGAUGAAGCCUCAACGUCGAGGCUCAAGCCGUCAAGCAGUCACAGCAUUCAGAAACCCCACCUUCAUGCGGGAAGGACGAAAGCUGCCUUAGUGACUUCAAAUAUAAAACAGCCGGUGUGUCCGCACUGUAAAUCAAAUGAUCAUAGUAUACCCGCGUGUCCUACUUUUAAAACUCUCUCUGCUCAGCAGCGAUUUGAGUUUGCUAAAUCAGUCCCCUUAUGCAUAAAUUGUUUGCGAAAGGGGCACUCAGUUUCAAAGUGCAAAGCGGAUCGGUGUCGUGUUUGCAACCGUUCGCAUCACACGUUGCUGCACCAGUACCCUGUAUCCUUUGCAACUGCACCACAACUUUCGACCUCGCAUGCCAUGCACACGACGAGUACGCCAGAUCGGGUUAUGUUGGCUACAGCCGUAGUCAACGUAAAAGGUAGCUCCGGAGAGUACCUUGCUGCACGAGCCUUGCUGGAUUCUGGAUCUCAGGUGAAUUUCAUGACAGAGGAUUUGGCGCAGAAAUUACGAAUUCGUCGCGAAAGUACGACCUUAAAUAUUAUCGGCAUCGGAAAUGCAACCAAAAAAGUAAGGACGAAAUUAAAUACGUUUGUAAAAUCGCGGGUCAAUAAUUAUGAGUUUUCGGCACAGUUUUGGAUAAUGCGAUCCAUUUCAGCCAGCCAUCCAGAUCGUAACGUAAAUAUUAAUGGCUGGAAAAUUCCUAAAAACAUUAGCUUAGCGGACCCAGAAUUUUAUAAGGCUCAAAAGGUAGAUCUUUUGUUAGGUGCUGAAACAUUUUUCGAGCUUUUAGCUGUAGGCCAGAUCAAGGCCAGCUCCAAUCACCCAACAUUGCAAAAGACACUUUUAGGCUGGGUUGUGUCUGGCAAAUACGCCUCCAACCAACGUCCUCCUCCCACAGUCAGUAGCACAUUAUGCCAUACUGAACAAGAUCUAGCAAAUAUAGAUUCCAUUGUCCAAAGGUUCUGGGCGAUGGAAGAAAUACCUUCAGGGGCUAGUUCGACAAAAUUCACACCUGAGCAAAUAGAGUGUGAAAAAUUUUUCGUAAAAACCACUAAAGUUUUGCCUUCAGGAAGGCUUCAAGUAAGACUGCCUUUCAAAGAUGACCGUAAGUUACUCGGUAAUUCCUAUGAAACCGCGUCUCGGCGGUUUCAGGCCCUGGAGAGAAAGACCUUGAAAGAUCCAGAACUUCGUCAAAUGUAUCUGGACUUCAUGAAUGAAUACAUCGAAUUGGGUAACAUGAGCCCAACAAAUAAUAAGAUCCCGAGUGAGCCACACUACUUCAUUCCGCAUCAAUGCGUUCUUCGGCCUGAAAGUACGACGACUAAAUUACGUGUUGUUUUCGACGCAUCAAGUCGUACCUCUUCUCAAAUUGCGUUGAAUGAAAUCUUGAUGGUUGGGCCGACCAUUCAAGAAGAGCUGUUCAUUGGACGCCGAGGAAUGCCGCGGAAAAUAUACAGCGACAACGCCACCAACUUCGUCGGCGCCGAUCGCAAGCUUCGCGAGCUGAGGGAUGCUUUCGAGGCCCAACAACCGGAAGUACAGAAAUACGCAAUGGACGAAGGAUUCACCUUCGCCUUUAUACCACCCAGGGCACCGCACUUCGGCGGGUUAUGGGAGGCGGCAGUGAAGUCCGCCAAACACCUUCUCGUGCGCGCAAUCGGCAACGCGCUGCUCACCGCCGAAGAACUACAGACGCUGCUCGUCGAGGUCGAGGCCGUACUCAACUCGCGACCCCUGGUACCACUGAGUCAGGACCCGAACGAUGGAGAGGCCCUAACACCAGCGCACCUAUUAGUUGGGUGCCCCCUUCGAGCGCUGCCACCAGCCCAAGUAUCGAUGGACCCAAUGCGUUGCUGCGACAGAUGGCAACUUGUCUGUUGUCUCAAGCAACAGUUUUGGCGACUGUGGUCCAGGAACUACCUGUUGGGUCUUCAACAGAGGAACAAGUGGUUGCAUCCGAAACGCAACCUCGAGCUGAACGACCUCGUCCUGGUUCAGGAAGACAACACACCACCGCAGCAAUGGGUGCUCGGCCGCGUCGCCGCAAUCGUAACAGGGCAAGACGGCAAAGUCCGCGUAGCAGACGUGGCAACCAAAGCGGGCGUAAUUAAACGCCCCGUUCACAAGCUCGCCGUACUGCCAUCAGACGUUGAAGGACCAUGA
Molecule: messenger RNA, 2925 nt
Organism: Anastrepha ludens (Mexican fruit fly)
Lineage: Eukaryota; Metazoa; Arthropoda; Insecta; Diptera; Tephritidae
Exons: 3
Coding region: 1-2925 (974 amino acids)
Biological process (GO): DNA integration
Molecular function (GO): nucleic acid binding; zinc ion binding
Source: RefSeq, a predicted model, not a curated record